CGUAAAACUGCCCAUUUUUUUCCUUUCGCAGAACAUCGAUUCACGCUAUGCCGAUCCCUGUGGCUAAUUUGGUCAAUGCUUUUCGGAGCUGCAGUCAACGCCGAUAAUCCCCGCGGAAUGGCUAGCCGAUUCAUGGCCAAUAUAUGGGCACUGUUUGCGCUGGUAUUUCUCGCCUCCUACACAGCCAACCUGGCAGCAUUUAUGAUUUCAAAAGACGACUUCUAUGAUAUCAUGGGCAUCCACGAUUGGAGGCUUCAACAGCCGUGGAACCACAAACCGCCGUUUAGAUUUGCUACCAUUCCCAGUGGCGCAACCGAGGAGAACAUUAAGAUCAACUUUCCCGAGAUGGCUGCUUACAUGCGUGCUUUCAAUCGAACAACAGUGGUUGAGGGCUUGAAAUCCCUCAAAUCCGAGGAAAUCGACGCGUUCAUUUAUGACGCAACGAUAUCGGAAUACUGGGCUUCACGAGAUGAUGGCUGUAAGCUGAAAACAGUGGGCAAUCUGUAUGCGAUGACAGGAUAUGGAAUUGGUUUUCCCAAGGGCAGUCAAUGGCUUCCAAAAGUCAAUUCACGUAUCCUAAACUAUCAGAAAAAUGGUGAGUUCUUAAUGCACCUCAUUGGGCGCAAAUUUCAUAGAUGGAAACAAUUCUGGUUGAGUGGCGUUUGCAAGAAAAUGACCACUCUAGGUAAUACGAACAAGACCCUGGGCGUGAAAAAUUUCAUCAGUGCCUUCAUUCUGCUCCUUUGUGGAAUGCUUCUGUGUGGAAUCAUCUUCCUUCUUGAGCAUGCCUUCUAUCGUUACAUUUGGCGGCGUAUGCGCAAUUCGGAUCAGUAUGGAUGCUGUGCGUUGGCUGUAGUAGGAUAA
Molecule: messenger RNA, 864 nt
Organism: Rodentolepis nana
Lineage: Eukaryota; Metazoa; Platyhelminthes; Cestoda; Cyclophyllidea; Hymenolepididae
Source: the annotation of a GenBank genome assembly